Molecule: messenger RNA, 1155 nt
Organism: Micromonas commoda
Lineage: Eukaryota; Viridiplantae; Chlorophyta; Mamiellophyceae; Mamiellales; Mamiellaceae
Exons: 1
Coding region: 1-1155 (384 amino acids)
Biological process (GO): protein ubiquitination
Molecular function (GO): protein binding
Source: RefSeq, a predicted model, not a curated record
AUGGCGACCUACGACUGCGACGCGCCGGCGCGAUCUCUCGUCGCCGUGGGGGGCGGCGACGCCACGAUGUUCGCCGCGGGUACGCAGACCAUCCGCGGGGGUAACGCGAUUCACAUCGUGAGCCACGACCGCGACCGCGACGUCGCGAGGUGCGCCGCGGUGUUGACGCACCCGGACGGGGAGAUCUGGUCCAUGGACGCGCGGUGCUCCGACGGGGGUUCGGGCGGCGUUCGCGACGUCCUCGCCACCGCGUUCGACGGCACAUCACGCGGCGGCGUCGCCAUCUGGCGCCUCCCACCCUCCCUCGACCCCCGCGGGGACCCGACCCGCGGCGACCUCGCGCGCGUCGGGACCAUCCGAUCAUCCGAUCUCUCCGACGACGCCGACGCGUCCGAUGGACCGCGGUGCGUGCGAUGGUCCGCCGCGGACCCCGCCGUGCUCGCCGUCGUCGCCGACUCCUUCCUCGCCAUCGUCCGCGUCGACGCCGAGGGUGGCCCAGACCCGAAACCCAACACGCGCGGCGUCCUACCCCCCGGCUCGUUCGUCCCCUCGCCCAGCUGUGCGUCCUUUCAUCCCGACGCGCCCGACGUGCUCGCGAUCGCCUGUCGCGGCCCGGACGUCCACGUGCACGACGCGCGCGCGGGGCUGGAUCACCCGCCGUCGCAGACCAUCGCGAACGCGCACGCGCUGCAGGUUAGAUCCGUGGACUACGACCCGGGCGCGGCGGGUACGCGGCUGGCGACGUGCGGGGACGACGGGUUGGUGAAGAUGUGGGACGCUCGAAACUUUGCGAAACCGACGGGGGAGCGGGGAGCCGCGAUGGACGGUCACGCGCACUGGGCGUGGUGCGUGGCGCACAACCCGGAGUACCCCGACCGUCUCCUCGCGUCGAGCGGCGGGGACGGCGUCGUUCGGCUGUGGAGGACGGACGGCGGCGGGGGAGGCGACGGGGGUUCGGUUGGUUCCAUCGGCGGUUCAAUCGGCGGGACACAGCUGUGCGCGGCGGCGUCGUUCCGGGGGAGCCACGCGGACACGGUGUACCAGGCGGCGUGGGGGCGCGGGGACGACCCGUGGACGCUGGCGUCGGUGUCCUACGACGGGAGGGUGGUGCUCGAUCAGGUGCCGAGGGCGGAGAAGUACCGGAUCCUGCUCUGA